AUGGCACCUAUCCGCGUCGGACUGAUUGGGCUUACUGUUGGAGAGGGUAAAGCGCUGGGGAGAGGCGCUUGGGGUAUCGCAGCCCACUUACCGACUUACACCAACUCUCCAAACUAUGAAAUUGUCGCUCUUUGCAAUUCUUCUGUUGAUGCCGCAAAAGAGUCAAUCGCGUAUCACAAGUUACCUGCUACUACAAAGGCAUAUGGCAAUCCCGAGGAUAUCGCCAAUGAUCCCGAUGUUGACCUUGUCGUCAUCUCCGUCUAUGUCUCAAAGCAUCAUAUGCUUGCUUUGCCAGCCCUGAAAGCAAAGAAGCAAGUGUUUUGCGAGUGGCCUCUCGGCGCUACUACGGCAGAGGCAGAGGAAAUGGCCCAACUAGCCAAGGGCUUGAAGGUUAUGACGGGAUUGCAAUUUCGCGCAGAUCCUCUAAUUACCAAGGCCAAGCAGCUGGUCGACAACGGUGUUAUAGGCCAGAUUACGAGCACAACGGCUACGGGAUGCUUUAACAACUAUCCAGCCGAUACAUGGAAUGCAAAAGCAGAUUAUUUCCUUAACUUUGAGGGGUGCACCAAUGAGUAUACCAUCUCAUUCGCUCAUUUCCUGGACUCGUUCACAUAUAUUAUGGGGGACUUUGCUAGCCUGCAGUCGAUUUUAGAUAUUCAGUAUAGCACCGUUAAGCUCAUUGAUUUCGAGACUGGCGAAGUCACUGAACCUGCUCGCAAAAAGACGGCCCCAGAUCACAUCUUUGUUAAUGGUAAACUGGAAAGCGGCGCCGUUGCUAGCCUUUCUUUCCGCAAAGUGACGAAGACGGUUGAUGGCAAAGGCUUGCGAUGGUUCAUCUCGGGCACCAAGGGAGAGCUGGAAAUCACUAUUGAGGGUCCCAACUUUCAAAUGGAUGUUGCUGCGAAGCAGCUGCGUCUGGUCGAAAACUCGACCGGGCAGACACAAGACGUUGACUUUACUGAUGCCCAGGAGCUCCCCUAUGUUAAGAACGUCCCUGUCAUGGGUGCAAACACAUCUAGGCUCUGUGAGAAAUUCGUGGUGGCCCCAACCGAAGUCGCCGACUUCGAUGAUGCCCUGAAGCUUCACCAGCUAUUGGAUAAAAUUGCAGAGGCAGCUAAUUACCCAUACAAGGCUUAA
Trichoderma virens Gv29-8 is the source of this 1137-nucleotide messenger RNA. RefSeq lists its product as uncharacterized. NCBI's taxonomy places the organism in Eukaryota, Fungi, Ascomycota, Sordariomycetes, Hypocreales, Hypocreaceae. The transcript has 2 exons. Gene Ontology annotation, molecular function: nucleotide binding. The record is from RefSeq and is a predicted model, not a curated record. The coding region runs from base 1 to 1137 and encodes 378 amino acids.